AUGCCUGCCAAAGAGGAGAAGCUAUUGGCUGACCGCCUAACGCAGCGGAAAGGUCUUCUAAAAAUAUUAGAUGCUCUAGAGCGGUUCAUUCGUGAGUUUGACCACGGUCGUGAUGCCUGUCAACUGUGUGUGCGAAUUGAAUCACUGGACAAGCUGAAUGUAAAUUUCAUGGACUGCCAGGACGUGAUAGAGAAGUUGGACAACUCGGAGAAUCUGGACACACACAUCAAUGAACGUGUAAAUUUCGAGCAGCGGUACUGCCAGGCAAAGGGCUUCCUACUUUCAAAGCGCACUGGAGGUAGUAAUCAUUCGACACUGAAUGAUUCGAUCUUAGCUUCACAACAACACCAACCAAGCUUUCACCUACGUCUACCCAAGAUCGACCUGCCUAAGUUCAACGGUGACUUCUCGCGUUGGAUUUCUUUCCGCGACACAUUUACGUCGAUGGUCCACGUAAACGGUGACAUUCCCACGGUCGCUAAACUUCAGUAUCUGCUCCAGUCUCUUGAAAGCAGUGCCAAGAAGCCAUUCGAAUCUGUGGACAUUCAGGCUGACAGCUACGCUACGACAUGGGACGCAUUGAUGAAGCGGUACGACAACCGCAAGUACCUGAAGAAGCAACUCUUUAAGGCUCUGUAUGAUUUACCAGCAGUUAAGCAGGAGUGUGCGACACGCAUCCAUGGGUUGGUUGACGAUUAUCAACGCCAUGUUCGUACUCUAGCCAAACUUGAUGAACCGGUAGAUCACUGGGACUUGCCAUUAUCCCAGCUUCUCUUGUAUAAACUGGAUCAUGCAACACUACGUGCGUGGGAGGAGAAAACUAGCCAAAAGGAAGAUGUAAAGUACGAUGAGAUGAUCGAAUUUCUGUACCAACGGGUUCGCAUUCUCAACUCCGUCGGACCAGACAAUCCACAUCUGCUCCGAGUUACCCGUGUCCGCUUUCAUGUUCGGACAAUCAUUCGCUACGAUCCUGUCCAGCGUUUCUUGGAAAGAACGUCGGUCAACGACGAGAGAUAG
Messenger RNA from Ochlerotatus camptorhynchus, 1017 nucleotides. RefSeq lists its product as uncharacterized. The record is from RefSeq and is a predicted model, not a curated record. Bases 1 to 1017 code for a protein of 338 amino acids. Lineage: Eukaryota; Metazoa; Arthropoda; Insecta; Diptera; Culicidae. The transcript has a single exon.